GUCAAAAUGCUCAACAAACCAAAAUUCAAGCAGACGGCGCGCCAUAGGUGAAGCGAACACUCUGGGGAGUCUUUACUACUUCGCAAAUAUGUCGGUCUGUAAUCUCAGCCGUCCAUUCUCGUCGUUCGUCGCCAGAAAAUCCAUACCGUUCACUAGGAAGCGGAGUAGUGGUGGUAGUACCAUUUCAUGUCUCAGUCUCAAUCACUCGACCAAGUUUAGGAGGGAUUACACGAGCGUAAUGAUAGUCCCGACGGGAGUCGGAGCAGCCAUAGGUGGAUACGCCGGCGAUGCUUUGCCUGUGGCUCGCGCUCUCUCAUCGGUGGUGGAUUGCCUAAUUUCUCACCCAAACGUUCUAAACGCUGCAAUGCUCUACUGGCCUAUGCCGAACACAUUAUAUGUUGAAGGUUACGCUCUUGACCGCUUUGCAGAAGGCUUGUGGGCUCUUCAGCCUGUUCACCAGAAUAGGGUGGGACUGGUUCUUGACGCUGGAAUAGAGGAAGAUCUUAGGCUUCGCCAUUUACAAGUGGCUGAUGCUGCAAGGGCUUCUCUUGGCUUAAAUGUUGUGGAAUAUGUUGUCACUGAUACACCUUUAGAGGUAGAAAUGUGGGUUGAUCCAAAGGGUGGGCAAUCUACGGGGAGAAUUAAGCACCCUGAUUCGCUAUUGAGAGCCGUGAAAACUCUAGUUAAUCGAUCAAGAGUGAAUGCCAUAGCAGUUGUUGGACGCUUCCCAGAUGAAGAUAUAGAAGAAACGGAUGACUAUCGACAAGGAUUGGGAGUUGACAUUUUGGCAGGAGUUGAGGCAGUUAUUAGUCAUUUAGUAGUGAGGGAAUUCUGUAUUCCUUGUGCCCAUGCUCCUGCUUUAUCACCUCCUUCCCUUUGUCCAUCUCUUUGCCCAAAAUCAGCUGCUGAGGAGUUGGGAUACACAUUCUUACCAUGUGUACUUGCUGGGCUUAGUAAUGCACCACAGUACUUAGAAAUGAACUCUGCGUCCUUAGAGAAGGGUUGCAUUUUGGCAAGUGAUGUUGAUAGUGUCAUCCUUCCAAUAGAUGCUUGUGGAGGAGAUGGUGCUCUAGCUUUUGCUAGAAAUCAAAGAACAAAGCCACUUAUAAUUGUGGUGGAGGAGAAUGAAACAGUUCUUGAUGAUACACCGGAUAAUCUUGGGAUUGAAGCGGUAAAAGUCUCAAACUAUUGGGAAGCAAUUGGCGUUGUAGCAGGUCACAAGGCUGGAGUAAAUCCCCAUUCUCUUCGAAGAGACGGGAUUAAAAAUCUGCAGGGAGGUUCUCUUAAGCCUGCUAAUGGUUUUGCAGUUUCAAGUGCCCAUUGAUUUUUUUGGUACAUUCAUUAAAAAAUGUAGGGUCAAUUUUUGCGAUAAAAAAUUCAGUGUGGUUCUUUAUGAUUGCUUGAAAGAAAAGAAAGUGUAUAUAUUCACAUGCCCUGCUACUAUAUUGGGGCUUUUACCGACUGGUAUGCAUAUAUUCACAUGCUAUGCCAUUAUAUUGGGGCUUGGACAGGUUGACUUUGCAGCCACUUUUAACGCCUGACCAGAGGAAUUUGAGUUGGCAUUUUCUUGUUGAAAUAA
Molecule: messenger RNA, 1579 nt
Organism: Humulus lupulus (European hop)
Lineage: Eukaryota; Viridiplantae; Streptophyta; Magnoliopsida; Rosales; Cannabaceae
Exons: 9
Coding region: 89-1324 (411 amino acids)
Source: RefSeq, a predicted model, not a curated record